Messenger RNA from Monodelphis domestica (gray short-tailed opossum), 2935 nucleotides. It is a transcript of the gene B3GALT6, whose product is annotated as beta-1,3-galactosyltransferase 6. The record is from RefSeq and is a predicted model, not a curated record. NCBI's taxonomy places the organism in Eukaryota, Metazoa, Chordata, Mammalia, Didelphimorphia, Didelphidae. Gene Ontology annotation, molecular function: galactosylxylosylprotein 3-beta-galactosyltransferase activity. Gene Ontology annotation, cellular component: Golgi membrane. Gene Ontology annotation, biological process: protein O-linked glycosylation; glycosaminoglycan biosynthetic process.
AUGAACCUGCUUCGGCUCGUGUGUAGGCACCGCACAGCGUUGGUACUAGCUGGCCUGGCGCUAUCAGCCACCGCACUGCUCUGGCUGGCCAGGUGCGCGCCCGAGGGCGCGGGGGGCGGGCGCGCGGUGGCAGUGGCAGCAGACGCGCAUGCGCCAGUCGAAGCGGGCGAGCUCGCAGAGCGCGCAUUCUUGGCAGUGCUGGUGGUGAGCGCGCCCGCGGGUACGGAGCGGCGGCGCGCCGUACGCAGCACGUGGCUAGCGGAUGCUGGGCAACCGGGGCCACUGGCCGACGUAUGGGCGCGCUUCGUGGUAGGAACGGCCGGGCUGGCAGCCCCUGAGCGACGCGCGCUGGAGAGGGAGCAGGCGCUGCACGGCGACCUGCUGCUGCUGCCCGUGCGCGAUGCCUACGAGAAUCUCACGGCCAAGGUGCUGGCUAUGUUCGCGUGGCUCGACGAACACGUGGCCUUCGACUUCGUGCUCAAAGCUGAUGACGACACGUUCGCACGCCUGGGCGCCCUGCGUGACGAGCUGCGCGCGCGAGGGCCCGAGCAGCGCCGCCGCCUCUACUGGGGCUUCUUUUCGGGGCGCGGGCGUGUGCAAGCUGGCGGGCGCUGGCGCGAAGCCGCCUGGCUGCUCUGCGACCACUACCUGCCCUAUGCGCUGGGCGGCGGCUACGUGCUCUCGGCAGAUCUGGUGCGCUUUGUGAGCCGCAGCCGCGACGUGUUGCAGCACUGGCGCAGUGAGGAUGUGUCCCUGGGCGCCUGGCUGGCGCCUGUCGAUGUGCACCGUGAACACGACCCGCGCUUCGACACGGAGUAUCGCUCGCGUGGCUGCAGUAACCAAUACCUUGUGACGCACAAGCAGAGCCCCGACGACAUGCGUGCCAAGCAGCGCAGCCUGGCUCAGCAUGGCCACCUGUGCCCACAGGAGGUGCGCCUACGCCUUUCUUACGUCUACGACUGGGAUGUGCCGCCUUCUCAAUGCUGUCGCCGCCGGGAAGGCAUUCCCUGAGCAGCAGCAGCCAGACAGUGGCGCCAGGCUGGGCCUCAGCCUGUGCCCGGGGCGGUGUCAGCGAUUGUGCAGGAGGCCAAGACAGCUUCUUGUCCUUCCCGUCCAACUGGGAGCAGCGGACGGUGCUGACUGGCUUGGACACGGCAGAGAAGACUGUGCUUGGAGCAGUCAUCUCAACUGCACGGGGCAGGACACAGGCUGGCCCCUGAUGGAGGUCCCCAGGCUGCGCCCAGUGCGAUGGCCACGACUGUGGAUGGGGGUAGGACAAGGCUGGGAUAGCUACUUGUCCAACGGAGCGGCCCGAGGCUGUGUCCAGUGCAGUGAACCAGUCUGUGCGGGGCAGGACACGGGGCCAGGGCAGCUACACCUGGCCGGCUGGGACCGGGCAGAGAAGACUAUUUGGGGCAGUGAUCGCCAUUGUCCUGGGGGCUGGACCUGGGCUGGGCCACUGGAAGAAUGCCGGGGAAGCUGCUCCCUAAUUGCGAUCCUGGUGCCUUCCUCAUGUCUAACCUAUUAUUCCAGUUCCCAUUCCUCCAAACCCUGCGUUUGGGGCCGCUAACACCCAGCAGUGGCCUACAGACUGCCACUGAUGCUGCUCUAGACAUUUGGACAGGAAGAAAUUUUUCUGUCCCCUCGAUUUAUUUAUUGAAAGUUGCACAUGGUGGUCACAUGACCUUCACCCCAACCCAUCCCCCAAUUCUGAGCCAGGCCAGCCUCCCCAGCCCUGUUACCUAGGGCCAGAGACAAACUUCAAAAUACUAGUAACUAAAAUUGACCCAUGUUUUAGUCACUUAUGCCAAAGGAAUCAAAAGUGUAUAUACUCUGGGGUGGGACUGGAUAAAUUUUCCUCAACUCAUUUUAAACAAUACUCAUCCUUGGAGGGAAAACUAUUUUAAUGGCUGGAAAGGAAAUCACUUUUUGACCCCUUUUACACUACGCAGUAAAAAGAGAUUCUAGCAAAAGCCAUUGUAAUUUCAUUUAAUGUAGCCUUCUUCGUCUGGCAUUUAGCAAUAUUUGGUGUCGCAGGUAAAACUUUUCUUUCGGAGUGGCUGUAUUUAAUGGUCGGCUGGCCGUAUGUCUCUAGGGGAAGGCAGUACUGUAAAUCCAGUUCAGUGCUUAACUGUGAUAUAUUUAUAAAUACUGUAAAUAUGUAUAGUGAGGAGCUUGUGCUGAAUGUGAGGUUCUGAGCAUUUGAAUAUUAUUUAAUGAAAAGUCUUUAAUUCUUCUUCUGUCUUACCAAAACUUCACAUUCGUGAAUGUGCAGUUUGUUUUUAGAUUCUGAGUUUUAUAAUCCCAAAUUGCUUCAUGUCCAUUUAAAUUGGCAAGAAUGUAGAAACCAUCCAUUAAUCUUAACAGUUUACAUAUAUCGUCUUUUUGUAGAGACUCUCCUUUUAAGGAUCUCUUCACAGAGUGAAUAGCCACAACCUCCUCUAACCAGGCAGUGAGAAGGAUUUCUCUCUCUUCCACAUUCUUUUAUUCUUGUAGCUUGUCAGCAGACAUGCAGACAAGAAACUGAAUUCUUUUUUUUUUAACCCUUACAUUCUAUGCUAGUAACAACUCUUAAGACAGAAGAGUAAGAGCUAGGCAAAUGGGAUUGAGCGAUUUGCCCAGCAUCACACAACUUGGAGGUGUCUGAGGCCACAUUUGAACCCAGAACCUCCAUACUUCAUGCCUAGCAUUCUAUCCAUUACACCACCUGGCAAUCUAGAAUUCUUUAAAAUAGGUCCAAGGUUUUCCAAAUGCUCAAAAGAAGUAUUUCCUGUUGUGAUAUUACCUUUAAACAACAAAGAAAAUGGUUCCUAGGAAAAGGCCUUACCCAAUGGUAUCAGAUGCUUUUAAUUCCUCUUUUUUCACUGGCAAAUGUGGAAAAGUGAAAUCUUGUCCUUGAGAUUAAAAUAAAUGAACCUCCAUUUUAUCAACUGAA